CUAGCUUUCCAUUCAAUCUAACCGUUCCUGUUGUACUUGAAGUGAAUCACCCAGAGAGAAGUGGAGGAAGAAGAAGGGAGGAUGAAUCUGCUGAGCUUGAACUCUGUGGAAUCGGUGUUGGCUCAAAUCCAAGGCCUAUCUAACAGUGCUCAAGACAUCUCUCAACUUCACACCUUUCUGAAACAGUCCGAAGAAUUGCUCCUCUCCGAGUCGACUCGCUUGGCUCCGCUACUCGCCCAACUCCACCCUUCUCAGCAUUCCUUGGGUUACCUCUAUAUCCUGGAUGCAGGCAUGUAUGCUCCAACUUCAAAGGAGCAAGCCUCUGAACUAGUUUCUUGUGCGGCAAGAUUUAUUAAUGAAUGUGUUGCAGAUCAAAUCCGCUUAGCACCUGAGAAGUUCAUAUCUGUUUGUAAAAGAUUCAAAGAGCAAGUUAUGCUGCUUAAAGAACCUUUAAGAGGUGUGGGUCCUAUGCUGACUGCCAUACAGAAACUACGGCUCUCAUCUGAGCAGCUAACGACCUUACAUCCCGAAUUUCUUCUUUUGUGCUUAAUGGCAAAGUGUUAUAAGAUUGGUUUUUCUAUUUUGGAGGAUGACAUCUUUGAGGUUGAUCAGCCAAAGGACUUUUACCUCUAUUGCUACUAUGGGGGAAUGGUUUGCAUUGGACAGAAGCAAUUUCCUAAAGCUUUGGAGCUUUUUCUUAAUGUAGUAACGGCACCUAUGUCCACUUUAAAUGCUAUAGCAGUUGAGGCAUACAAGAAGUACAUACUUGUUUCACUUAUUCAGAAUGGACAGUUUUCUACCGGUUUCCCAAAAUAUACAUCUUCUGCUGCUCAAAGGAAUUUGAAGAAUUACUCUCAGCCCUACCUGGAGUUGGCAAAUAGUUAUAACCUUGGAAAAAUCUCUGAGCUUGAGACAUGUGUACAGACUAACAAGGACAAGUAUGAAAUUGACAAUAACCUUGGAUUGGUGCAGCAAGUAGUGUCGUCUAUAUAUAAACGCAAUAUUCAGAGAUUGACUCAAACUUAUCUCACCCUUUCCCUUCAAGAUAUUGCUAAUACUGUCCAACUAAAUAGCCCCAAGGAAGCAGAAAUGCAUGUCCUCCAAAUGAUUGAAGAUGGUGAAAUAUAUGCAACCAUCAAUCAGAAGGAUGGGAUGGUUAGAUUUCUGGAGGAUCCUGAGCAAUAUAAGACUUGUGGAAUGAUUGAACACAUUGAUUCAUCAAUUCAGAGAAUAAUGAUGCUGUCGAAAAAACUAACAUGUAUGGAUGAACGUAUGUCAUGCGACCCUUCCUACCUUGCUAAGGUUGGUAGAGAGAGACAAAGAUUUGAUUUUGAUGAUAUUGAGGGUGUACCUCAGAAGUUCAACUUAUGAAGAAUUUGAGCAAUUAUUGUGAAACAAGUUCGUGUUGGGAGGAAAUUGUAUUUCUAUCAUCUCCCCACUGUAUUAGGAAAGUAGUAGAAAUUACAUUAUACUUAACAUCAUGUAUUUUUGCAUGAAAUGGGAUGAGGGGAAUAGCUUGUGUUGAUUGAGAUGGAUGCUGAAGAUGAUGUUGUGAUGAUCACAUUUUAGAAUUUGGUAUAACCAUCUUCUUUAA
Messenger RNA from Ipomoea nil (Japanese morning glory), 1594 nucleotides. Its product is annotated as COP9 signalosome complex subunit 3-like. Gene Ontology annotation, cellular component: COP9 signalosome. The record is from RefSeq and is a predicted model, not a curated record. The transcript is spliced from 11 exons. The coding region runs from base 82 to 1371 and encodes 429 amino acids. Lineage: Eukaryota; Viridiplantae; Streptophyta; Magnoliopsida; Solanales; Convolvulaceae. Gene Ontology annotation, biological process: ubiquitin-dependent protein catabolic process.